Messenger RNA from Vanessa atalanta (red admiral), 6838 nucleotides. It is a transcript of the gene Oga, whose product is annotated as protein O-GlcNAcase. NCBI's taxonomy places the organism in Eukaryota, Metazoa, Arthropoda, Insecta, Lepidoptera, Nymphalidae. The coding region runs from base 194 to 3334 and encodes 1046 amino acids. The record is from RefSeq and is a predicted model, not a curated record. Gene Ontology annotation, biological process: glycoprotein metabolic process. The transcript has 22 exons. Gene Ontology annotation, molecular function: beta-N-acetylglucosaminidase activity.
CAAUGCGCGUCAUAUUUCUUCAAUUUACACCUUAAUCGGGUCAACACUCAACCGGCAUUUAGAAAAUUAUUAUUGUUUACUUAAUUCCUGGUUCCUUAAUAUACGGCGGGACUGAUAUUUGCCCUUUUCUUGAAAUACCAAAGAUAUUAAUUUUUUUUUAUAUCUUUUGCUUUGUGCAGAAAACUUUACUAAAAUGUCUGAAAGCUCUCCAGACGAAUUAAAUUCUAAGCGCAAAGACUUCAUUUGCGGUGUUGUUGAAGGAUUUUAUGGUCGACCGUGGACCACGGAGCAGAGAAAGGACCUCUUCCAAAAACUCAAGAAAUGGGGUCUAGAUAUGUAUGUGUAUGCUCCGAAAGAUGACUAUAAGCAUCGUGCAUAUUGGCGAGAACUUUACACUGUGGAGGAGGCUGAACACUUAACAUCUUUGAUCUCUGAAGCCAAGUCCCAUGGAAUAACAUUCUGCUAUGCUCUGUCACCGGGACUGGAUAUAACAUAUAGCAGUCAGAAAGAGAUAACAACUUUGAAGAGGAAAUUAGAACAAGUGUCACAGUUUGGUUGCACGUGUUUUUCCCUUCUCUUUGACGACAUUGAACCGGAAAUGAGUGAAGCUGAUAAACAGAUAUUUCAAAGCUUUGCACAUGCUCAGGUGUCAGUCACCAAUGAAAUUUAUCAGCAUCUCGGCUGUCCAAGAUUCCUUCUGUGUCCCACACAGUACUGUUCAACUCGAGCUGUUCCCACAGUCAACAGCUCGGAGUAUCUCAACACUCUGGGCACUAAACUUUCCCAGGAGAUUGAUAUUAUGUGGACUGGCCCCAAAGUAAUAUCGAAAACUCUGACAACAGAAUGUAUUGAAGAAAUAACACAGGUGCUCAGGCGACCCCCCGUCAUUUGGGACAACCUGCAUGCUAAUGAUUAUGAUCAGAAAAGAAUUUUCUUAGGACCUUAUUGUGGUCGUUCACCAGAACUGAUUCCAUUGCUUCGUGGGGUUCUAUCCAAUCCUAAUUGUGAAUACAAUGCCAAUAUGAUACCAAUUUGGACUCUGGCCCAUUGGGCUCGAUGUAGCCUAGACGCACCUGCACAUAUGGAAGCGGUAUCUUGGGAUAUUAAAUUAGAGCGGGAAAGUGAACAAGGCGUGUGUGAAGAUGAGGUGCCUCUGACCCUCGGCAAACAUGUUUAUCAUCAUAGACAGGCACUCCGACAAGCAAUCAAUGAAUGGUUGCCAGAAUUUUCCAUACCUAAAGCGGCACAAGGUCCCAUUAUCAAACCACAACCACCUGUAAUAAUGCCGCCAGUACCGAUAAUUCCGAUUUUACCAUCCGUGAACACGUGCAUGUCACUGGUGACGGGUACCACCAGUAGCACCACCACCACCAGCAUCUCCGACCUGUCGUCCAUCCCCACCGUCAACACAAGCCAGCUGCAGGCGCUGGCCGACGUGUGCUCCGCCACGCCCGACCGCCCCAUCCUCUCCACCGGAGUGUCGCCUAUAGAAACGUUCAAUCCCAUACCGAAUUCGGUGAUGAAUUCGUUAGUGUCACCGACUAAAGUAAUUUUAAACGAGUCGAUACCGAACCCAAUAAUACCGAUCGCGAGCUCCAACAUUUCGCUACCAACCGAGAUACCAGUGUCGACCCUACCGGUCCCCAUUAUGGGCUUAAAAACAAUCGAACACGAGAAAAUCGAGACCGAUCAAACCAUGGCGGAUAAACUUGAUUUAAACGAAUCGGUGUCGAACGAUAGCGUGCUGGAGACUACGAGUUUCAUCGAGGAGAUGAAGAAAGAUAAGGACGACGACGACACGAUUAUCGUCGACGACGUGGAGCCGACGAUAGAGCAGCAGCAGAAUGGCGAUAUGAGCAUUGGAGACACCCCCCAAACGCUGAGCCCGUCGCGCACGUGCGCCGAGCCGCUGGACGUGGACCCGCCCUCCGCCGCCGACCCCGACGUCGUCAUGAACGACCAGCUCAGUGAGAAUGGCUCCAUGCAAGUGGAACCUAGUAACAGUCCACUGAGUGCUGAUAUGAUGGUUGAACCUGCUGAACCAGCUGAAGUUGCAGAUGAAUUAUGCGAGGAUGCGGCAUUAGAAGAAAACGCGUUAACAGCGGACGACUUAAUGCUUCUGUGUGAUCUGUUCUACUUGCCUUUCGAGCACGGCUCCAGGGGCUUGAGGCUGAUGCACGACUUCCACUGGCUCACGGCGCACGCUGCCAGCAUACUGCCAAAGAACAAGACUGAGGCGGGCGGCGCGGCGACGGGCGAGUGGCGGCGGCGGCUGCGGCGCUUCUCGUGGUGGGCGGCGCGCGUGCGGCGCGUGGCGCGGCGCGUGGGCGCGGCCGCCAACCGCGAGCUGCACGCCGAGCUGCGCCCCUACCUGUGGGACCUGUGCGCCGUGCUGGCGCUGCUGCAGGCCUUCCUGCGCUGGCUCGAACUGGGAAAAUUCCCUCCUAACAUAGCGACAAACUCUCAGGGCAGCUAUACGUGGUUCUCAAAAGGCUGGCGUGAAGCCUUCGAGAGUGGGGCCCAGGAACCUUGGGUUUUCCGCGGGGGCCUCACUGCGGAUCUUAGACGACUGCUACCAGUGGAAUGUGCCGGAGAUGCUCUGAGACCUCAUUGCGCACCUACGGGUCUACCGCUCACUGUGAGACCUUUUAUGCUCGCUGAUGAAGAGGCGGUAUGCACAAUAUGUCAUAAAACUUGUCGUGAUGGAUCUGACUGUAGUGAUUUAUUCCCAAGUGAUCUUCAAACUCUACCAGCUGAUAGACUGGUAGCACCAUUUUUAACAUUGACACCGGAGCUAUGCAUGGUUAUAGAAGAUGAUGGCUAUAUGGAAGGGGACAGUUCCGAAGUGGACGGGGAUGACCCUGAUGCGGAAAAGCUGGAUAUGAAGAUAAAUAAUGUCAAACCAGAAAUCGUCGGCUAUGCAUGUGCGGCACUAAACAGCAAAGAGUUCUACAAGAAACAGGAAGUAGCGUGGAUACCUGAAAUGUGCAUCAAGUAUCCCAUGGAACUGCUGGAAAGGGACGACCUGAGUCCCGCUGCUAAGGAGUGCGUGCGGCACUUCCACGAGUUCAGCGCGCAGGAGCGCGCGCCGGAGAGCGUGUCGGCGGCGCACCCCGCGCUGCUCACGUGCUGCGUGCUGCGCGCGCGCUCCGACCCGCACGCCGCCGCGCGCCUGCUCACGUGCCUGCUGGCCGCGCUGCGCGCGCACGGCGUAAACGGCGUCCACGCGUGUAUAAACGCAACCGAUCACUACCUGCAGCAGUUCUACGGCAAGCUCGGUUUCGUGGAAAUGUCGCGGAGCAACGGUCGCGUGUUCCUGGCGCGCGCCUUCUAGCGCCGCCGCCGGAGCCGGCUGCCGCGCUAGCGGGGCCUCCCCUACCCGCGAGGACACUGGCACUCUCUUAAGUAGAUGUAAGAGCACGAGACGUCCUCUGCAGCAUUGAACUUGAAUGAAAAAGUAUUUGUUAAAUACGUUUAGUUGCACAAUUUCAAUUACAAUACACAAUACACUGCCUUUAAUAAUCUUUGGAAUGCAUGACUUUUGUAAAAAAAAAUAGUUGAUUUCUAAGUAUAAUCUUCAUAUGAAUGUUAUUGAACAGAGAGAUUUGGUUUUCUAGAACAACGAAGAGUUCGAAUAAACUAAAUUGUGCGAAUAUUAUAUAUAAAAAAGUUAACUCGUAAAAUCUAAUUGUGCAACUAAAUGUCUGUAAUUUUGAUAAGCUAAGAUGUAGAUGAAGUUACACUUCCUUCCUUUUUAUUGUUUCAACAGGAAAUAGCACACAGCUGACAUUGGCACACUUUGCAUAAUAUAGUCCUUUCUUCCAUAGAUAUGUAUAUAAUAUAGACAAUCGAAAUUAAUAACUAAAUUAGACAAAACUCGCUAAAUUAAAUAUCUAAGCACUUCCAAAAUUUUCAAUGUGUUGCCACUUCUCUGCAAUAUGGCGCCGGUUCACAGUAUACUUGAUCAGAUAACCUAAAAAAUUGAUUUCUUUAAAAAAAAAAACCUUAAAUAUUAUCAACACGAGAAACUGAUAAGAAAGGACUAAUUAGAUGUUAUAAGGAAACUAAUAUAAUUAUAGCAAUUAAUAUAGAAAAUGUUUUCUUCUGUUGCUUAGACAUUAGACACUAUUAGUAAGAGCAUAGCCUUCCUUCGCGUGUAGUCUACUCCAAUUACAGGAGUAAAGAUGAACAAAUCUUUAUAUAUAAAUUACAUUCGAUUUGCAGUUAUCUAUCUAUCUUUUAUAGAACAAACAACAUUUAAGUAUUAUGUAUAUCUAUUUAUCAUAUCACUAAUUCAAUUGAUUUCAUAAAUUCACUCUAAUUUCACUUGUGAAGUAUUAAAUUAAGAUUAUUUUUUAACAUUGCAACACUCUAAUACGCGACGCACACGGGUCAUGUUACUUAACUUACUAUGUACGAGAGUAAGGCUGACGUCAUUCGUCGUUUAUUUAUAGUAUCAUAUGCAUUUUCUUUUAAAUCCUAAUAAUAUGUUUGACUGCCUCUUUGGUCUACUUGCUAUAUAUAAGGCCUGAGGUUCUGGGUUCGAACCCCAGCAUGGUCCGCCCCAUUAACAAGUCCGAGUUUUCUGCAGCCCGGUCUAAAAGUUAGAAGUGUAUACACUACCGUGCCUCGGAUAGCAGGUAAGGCUGUUGGUUCUGCGCCUUAACUCAUUUAGGUCGUGUCGGAUUAACCGCCUCAUCGGAUUAUCAUAGUGAGGAAAUAGAGAACUCACCUGUGUUUGCGCUCACACUGGUGUACUAUAGUAUGUUCUGCGUAGUUAGCCCGACUCCCUUAAGUUUCGGUCAGAGCGACAUUAUUAAUACUAUGUGUGUGUAAGUGAACGGCAAAAUGACCGGACGGAUUUGGACUUGACAAUGCAGGUACAGCGGGUUGUACCUAGUCUAUGUAUAUAUUUUAUUGUAUAUUAUAGUCAUUAUAAACAUUUUACCCUCACUGGUUAAAUUCUAAUGUCAUGUCAAAUCAAGGUCAAAGUUGUCUAUCUCUCUUUUAACCCCUUCGAUUGGAAUAGACUAUAUAAAUAAAAUUAUCUUAUUUCAACUCAAGAAUGAAAACGAAUAAUUUAAUAUAAGUAUAGUAAGUACUAUUACUCCUUAAAAACUUACGCUAAACAUAUUAUAGGUUGCCUUAGCAAUAUGUAAAUAUUUUUAGCUUAAAUAUGAAAAGUUUGGAUGAAAACAGAUAUAAAUGCAAGUCAAUUGUAUUAUGUCAUCAUUUGCCAAAAUUUUGAGAUUAUAAGAAAAAACAUCAAAAUGGAUUUGAUUUAUACAAGCUAUUUAUAUAUUUUCACAUAAAUGUUAAUUUUUAGUCUAAAGUUCUGUUGAUGUGAGAAUGCGUUUCUGACGUCAUAAGUAAGUCAUGACUGGUAAUACAGUGUAAGAAUAAGCACUAUUCAAUCGUGUAACUGAUUUUUUUAGACUGGCGAAUAGACAUUGGCACAACCAAAAAUAUGAAUCGAAUCCCUUAUAUCGCCAAAGCGCCACCAACCUUGGGAACUAAGAUGUUAUGUCUGUCACUCAUACUUCAAAUACGAAGUAUUGCUGACAGGCGAUACAGUAUUAUUUUAAGGAUUAUGUUCUAUUGCGUGUCAUUAAAUAAGAACAACUAGAAGAAUAGGGUAUUUUCGGUAGUGAAAAAUAAAUUAUGGAGUUUGAUAAAAAUUAAAAAACGUAAUUAUUAGUCUGUAUAUCACGUGACCUAUAACACGAGCCGUCAUGGUGUGGCGUCAGAUAGGCAAAAACAGUCAUUUCAAUUAUCAUCUGGCACUUUGAUAAACAACUUUUCUGGAGUUUUAAUGCUAUUGUUUGCACAUUGUCCAACGAUAGUGAUUAUUAUUAUCCCAAAAAAUACCAAAUAUUUAUAGCUGUUAACGUUGAAUGAAUGCCAGUCGUGUAUACACGACUGUUGUUUUUAUCAAUGUGACGUCACCAAAAUGACUGACAGCGUUUUGCGGGAAUAAAAAAAGGCCUAAAAUUUAAUUUAAUUUUAUGGCAACAAAACCUUUUAAUUUUGCUCAAGUAUAUUUUUUUGUGGAUUAUUAUUUCGGAAAAUUAAUAUUUUGAAGUACUUUUUCAAACGUACGCGUAAUAGCGCGGUAAGGAUUUAAACAUAUGUAUAUGGAUUUUUUUUUUUAAAACAAUAACUAGUGCAAAAUUAUUUCAUUUACUAUAAUUCAAGAUAAUUAUUUCGCUUUUUAAUCAUAUUAUUUGUAAAUAGGACAAAUACAAUAUUACAGUAUUAUUUUAAAUUGUCAAUCACAAAAUUACAUCGCUCAUUCGAUCAUAGAUCCGUCAGAAACUCAUACUCUCAGCAGCUGGAUUUUAGAUCUAAUAAAUGUAUUCCACAGAUAUAAAUAAAUAAUUGAUAAGUAACAAUGUUUUAAGUUCUGAAUUUAAAUAUUUUCUAAAGUAUAUAAACAUUGAAUAUAUAACGUAAUCUUGACUGCACUUUAAUUAAAUUAAUUAUGUAAGUAAGAAUCAAUGAGUAGAUUAAGUGAAUGGAUGAAUUUGGAUAUUUGAGCCUAGUCAAGGAUAAGCAAAGACUGAGUUAAAAUGACGUUUUCAAAGCGGAGUGUGAUAUUAUCUCGAGUGUUAAUUAAAUAAACGUCUGACUGGAGAGUUUUACGCGUUGAAAUCGGAAUGAUGAAUAUUUUACUUUAUAGUUUGCCCUUUAUCGUCUUGUCUGUAUUGUUCCCAAAAAAUACAUAAAUCGUUUUUAAUUUUUGAUCGCAUCCGCAUCCCAUUAUGGUGAUUAGAAUGAAAUGAAUGAUUUUGUCAUUCGUAUUUCAUUCUUUCAUUCAUUGAUGAUGAGGAUUUUUUUU